GUUGUGGUGACCCCCGACCAUAAAAUUAUUUUAUAGCUACUUCAUAACUGUAAUUCUGCUAGUGCAAUGAAUUGUAAUUUAGUAUCUGAUAUGCAGCAUAUCUGAUAUGCAGCUCUUGAGAAAGUUCAUUUGUCACCCCAAAGGGGUCUCUACCUACAGGUUGAGAACCUAUGUUAAGUCUAAGCCUUAGACUAUCUAGCAAGGUCCCCAUCUUUAUAGAGAGACAAGCAAGAAGCUGUGCUAAAAGAGAUGCAGACAUGGUACCCAUGGAGGGGAUAUGAGCAAGUACCUGGUGUGCUUGUUUAUGUUCAGGUAUUUGUAGUAGGAGAUGAAAUAAUAUUGAUUAUCUUAAGUACAUGCUUUUGGAAGUGGUUAUUUUGAAUUAUCAUCCACUUGUGAACUCUGGUUAGUGUGUAGGUCUAAUGGGAAGUUCUGGAAGCUCUGAUAAAGUGCCUGAUAGAUACGAUCUAGGUGUCCAGCAAACACCUCUCUGCUUGAGUGCAUUUGGUACCCUUCCCUCUGUUGUAAACAAAUUGACCAGAAAUUUCCAAAAGUACAGUGAUGUAUCUCUUAGGACUACAGACUAAUUUAUUGCUAGAAUGUCAUUAUCAUGACUCUUUGGAAUGUUUUUCCUAUCAGUUUUUAGAUUGACUAAUACCUGUCUGGAGGUCUUAGGGAAUAAAGAUAUAGAGGGUAUAUUUAAAGGAGUCUUGAGUUUCGGGACAAAUCACUAAGAAUGCAGAAUCAGUAUACUCCAGCCUUAGACAGGACUUUAGGCCUGGAAAGGAGUUGUGUUAAUAACCAAGGUCAUACAUAUAAAGACGUGAGCAGGCAGAAUCAAAGCUGUAAUGGAGAAGUAGAAGCCCCGUAGAACUUGGGUUGGUAUGUCAUUGCUUGAUAUUUAAAAAUCCAGCUUAGAUACCAAGUUUAAAUGACUAUUUUAGGUAUUUGAGUUUAUGUAGUGAGAUGAACUAGUGGUGCAUCCAGAGCCUAACUGAAAACUGUUGUUAUAAAGGAGGUGACGUCUCAGGGCUGGAUGCUUCCUUCAGUUAAGUAUUGCACUCAGCAUGAUGAUGCUCUGGGCUCAACUGCCAGGAAGAGAUUGAUUUUUUUUUUUCUGUUAUUUCUAGGUUAAGGUAACAAACGAGGACAUCGUGUUUUGAAAUAUGAUUAACCUCCUGAUGCAGCUUCAAAGGCUAACAACAUUAAUGGCCAGAUCUAGUGCUCACAUGGUCUUCUGAAGAAGCCAUGGGUAGCUGUUGUAGCUGUCCAGAGAAAGACACUGUCCCAGAUAACCAUCGGAACAAGUUUAAGGUCAUUAACGUGGAUGACGAUGGGAAUGAGCUAGGCUCUGGUGUAAUGGAGCUCACAGACACGGAGCUGAUUCUGUAUACCCGGAAACGCGACUCGGUGAAGUGGCACUACCUCUGCCUACGACGAUAUGGCUAUGACUCAAAUCUAUUUUCUUUUGAAAGUGGUCGAAGGUGUCAAACUGGACAAGGAAUUUUUGCUUUUAAAUGUGCCCGUGCAGAAGAAUUAUUUAACAUGUUGCAAGAGAUUAUGCAAAAUAAUAGUAUAAAUGUGGUGGAAGAACCCGUUGUAGAAAGGAAUAGUCAUCAGACAGAAUUGGAAGUCCCUAGAACACCUCGAACACCUACAACUCCAGGGCUUGGUGCUCAGAACCUACCUAAUGGGUAUCCUCGCUACCCCUCGUUCGGAGACGCUUCAUCCCACCCCUCAAGCCGGCAUCCUUCUGUGGGAAGUGCCCGCUUACCUUCAGUCGGCGAAGAGUCCACACACCCUUUGCUGGUGGCUGAGGAACAAGUACAUACUUAUGUAAACACUACAGGUGUACAAGAAGAACGGAAAAACCGUGCCAGUGUGCACGUUCCCCCAGAGGCAAGAGUUUCUAAUGCCGAAAGCAACACACCAAAAGAAGAGCCAAGUAAUACUGAAGACAGGGACCCGCAAGUGCUUCUUAAGCCUGAAGGAGUCAAGUUUGUUUUAGGACCAACCCCUGUUCAGAAGCAGUUAAUGGAAAAGGAGAAACUGGAGCAGCUUGGAAAAGACCAAGUCAGUGGGAGUGGUGCGAGUAGCACGGAAUGGGACACUGGCUAUGACAGCGAUGAACGCAGAGAUGUGCCCCCUGUUAACAAACUGGUGUAUGAAAAUAUAAACGGGCUGUCUAUCCCUAGUGCCUCAGGGGUCAGGAGAGGUCGUCUGACAUCUACCAGCACCUCAGACACCCAGAAUAUCAACAACUCAGCACAGAGAAGACCUGCACUAUUAAACUAUGAAAAUUUACCAUCUUUGCCUCCUGUGUGGGAAGCCCGCAAGCUCAGUAGGGAUGAAGACGACAAUUUAGGACCAAAGACCCCAUCUCUAAAUGGCUACCAUAAUAAUCUAGAUCCAAUGCAUAACUAUGUUAAUACAGAGAAUGUAACAGUGCCGGCAAGUGCUCACAAAAUAGACUGUUCAAGGCGUAGGGAUUGCACACCCACAGUCUUUAACUUUGAUAUCAGGCGCCCUAGUUUAGAACACAGGCAACUCAAUUAUAUACAGGUGGACUUGGAAGGGGGCAGUGACUCUGACAACCCUCAGACCCCAAAAACACCGACCACUCCCCUCCCACAGACCCCCACCCGGCGCACAGAGCUGUACGCCGUGAUAGACAUUGAGAGAACUGCUGCUAUGUCCAACUUGCAGAAAGCGCUGCCUCGGGAUGACGGCACGUCCAGGAAGACUAGACACAAUAGUACUGACCUGCCCAUGUGAGCCGGACGCAUUACGUCGGCGUCUGCACCUUCGCGAGCUUUCCACCAGGAAGAGGCAGCGCUUGUUCUCCUUUCUACACUAACUCCUUUUGUAGACUGAUCUGUUUUCCCUGAGUAUUUCCUGUGCAUCUUUAAAGGGAAUUAAUGCAGAGCAGGUACUUCACUAAUUCAUGAUGUUGUGCUCAUCGCUGUACAGCAGCGUCCUCGUUUUCACAGUGCCUAUUUACCAUGAGAAGGGGAGGGAGUGCAUACUGGCUGACGUAGACUCAGUGUUCUGGGUGUGUGCAUCUUUCAUGUCAAAGUUGUGGUUGCAUUCGAACCUUUUGUAAAGUCUCUUGACAGUGCACAUCACUAACAUAAUGCUAGGCCCUGAGAGGAAUCCUGUAGGUCACUGUUCACAGGUUAUGGUCUCCAGCAUGCAAGGUGAGGAUUUAUUUCAUCAGUUAAAGGCUUUUUGACCUGGGCCACACUUGUGUAAAAGAAACAAAGAUAACCACACUUCCUUUUGUACCAGUUAGUUCCUCUGUCUUCAGUGUCACUAGAAAGAACCCAG
Messenger RNA from Rattus rattus (black rat), 3327 nucleotides. It is a transcript of the gene Frs2, whose product is annotated as fibroblast growth factor receptor substrate 2. The record is from RefSeq and is a predicted model, not a curated record. Gene Ontology annotation, biological process: cell surface receptor protein tyrosine kinase signaling pathway. The coding region runs from base 1249 to 2775 and encodes 508 amino acids. The transcript has 6 exons. NCBI's taxonomy places the organism in Eukaryota, Metazoa, Chordata, Mammalia, Rodentia, Muridae. Gene Ontology annotation, cellular component: cell-cell junction; cytoplasm.